AAAAGAUGCACAGAUUCGCAUUGACCACAAGCCAAUGACGUCAACUGGCACUGCGUGAAAGGAGGGUUGGUGAUGGUGGGUGCAUGCGUCGUCUUUCUUGCACCAAAACACCAGGAUAUUCCCUACUGACAAGAAAUCCCAGCUUCCUCUCGUUUUCCUCACCUUCUCGUCUACUUCCCGUCUGGCUUUCAUCUCCUCAAGAUGCCUAUGCCAGGCUACGUCUUCCGUGAUGGCGGCACCACUCCUCCUGCGGUCGAAGACGCCGACACUGCAUUUCGCAAGCGAAUCACCACUGCCACCACUUCUACCCCUACUUCCCAUGCAAGCAAACCCAUAACCGCAACAUCUGCGGCGCCCCUGGGCCAGAACACCACUACGAGCCAUCAACUAGCCACCGGUCACCAUGAGAUCGAAGGUGCGGCACAAAGAGCUGGUAAGGAGGACCGCACCACGAAUCUAGGAUGGCAAGCCAACGCUGUAGGUGUAGAUACUUUGGUGGGUGGACUGCCAAACGACGACUUGUGGACAUUGAUGAGAAGAUUCAACAAGCAAAUGUACCAUGUCAAAGCAGUCCCACGACCACCACCUGGAGGAUUGGACCUCGUUGUGGCCAAGGAGGAUGACUUCUCCCCCGACAAGCUUCGAGCCAACCUUGAACGUCUGUACAUGACAGUCAUUGUUGGGCUCAUUGCUUUCGGCAAACACAUCGCAAGACUUCGAUCAUGGCGUGAGCCUCGUCGAACAGCUGGUUUCGCCGCAGCUUACUUCCUGGCUUGGAUCCUCAAUGUGGUCGUCCCUUUCAUGUUGGCCUUUGUCAUCGUCCUAAUUACCGUACCCGAGUCCCGCGAUUUUCUCUUUCCUCCUGCGCCUCUCGCCCUUGUCGAUCAUAAGACGGGUGGUGUUCAGAAGCCCAAGGCUGGCGUGCUAGGCAGUACCGAUAGUGUCACUGGAGCACCAGAGAAAUACAAGGGCGAGGCUGUUGAGCAAGAAGCUAGUAACAUGGUGUCAGGCAUUGCAUCGGUGGCGAUAUCAAGUGCUGCCGGUCGUCAUGAUCAGGCCAAUCCAGACCCAGAAGGUGGCAGUAAGACUCUCGACAAAGGAGCGCCGGAUCCAACAAAUCUUGCAACCUCGGUGGCUGACGCUCAAUCGUCUGCUCAGGGUGGUAACCCUGAACAUGCGCACGACAAAACCAAACAACCCAUGGAAGAAGCAGUCUGGGCAAAGAUGCGUCCCGCAAUGCACGGGGUGGGCCAGGCCGCUGACACCUGGGAACGAGUUGCCAAUGCUUUGUCACCCACGCCUCCGUUUUCGCAGAACAAGCGCCUGCAAUUAGGUGCCAUCUUUGUCCCUAUAAUGCUUCUAUCACUCUUCGUCAAGGCUCAGUGGGUUGUCAGAGGCACCACAUUCUUUACCGGCUUCGCCUUCUUCUCCGACCCACUAAUGCAACGAGGUAUUCACUUCCUGAACGAGAAGAUACCAAACUGGCCCGAAUAUCUGGAUCUCGGCAAUACUUUGCUCAAAGGCGUACCGACCAAUGCUCAACUUACCAUUACCCUGCUGCGCAUUGGUGAGGCAAAUCGCGCUCCAUUGCCUCCACCACCAUCAUCCAGUCACCCACCACCAGACAAGCCAGUUGGUGUUGACAAAACCGCCAUCACCGACAACGGGCUCGAUGCAUCGCAUUCUGAAAUCGAAGAUGCCAUCACCGUUGAUAAGCCUACAGGCGGCGAGGAAGCAGCACAUGCCGAGGCAGAGGGCAAAAAGAAGAAAGGAGGCUUUGGCGCCAAGGUCAUGUCUGCUUUCAAGCACACAACGGCUGGAGGUGUCGAAACUAAGCUGACUCUCGACUCUGCAAAGGCCGCACUAGGCUCGCGUCAUGCCAAGGACAAGUUGGGCGUCUUACCUACCAAGGCCGAGAUGAAGGAGAAACCCACCGAGGGGCCAGUCGAGUUCAAAGCUCGAUACGACGGCCGCAAGGGCGCGGUGUAUGUCGACAGUUCUGUCUCACCUCCGAGUGGACGACGACCUGCGUCACCGUGUGUGUAUUUCACGACACAUCUUGACGGUCAUGAGCAUGUCGAAAGUAUGCCGCAUGAUCCAACCUGGGCUGUUGCAAUUGCAGAUCUCGCUGAGAUCAAGAAGGUCGGUGGUCUGGGAUGGAAGGGCAAGCUUGUUGUGGGAUGGGCCACGAAUAGAGAAGUCAAGGACGGUAUUGAGAUUGUGACGAGACAAGGACAGAAAUACCGUGCCAUGGCGAUCGCUGAGCGUGAUGAGCUGUUCAAUCGUCUUGUUGCUAUGGGACAGCAGGUUUGGGAGAGUUAUUAAACAACCAAGGAGACUUGAAGAGGGUUAUGACAUUGUAAGUAUAAAUGCCGUAAGGGUAUUGUGGUUAAUUUUACGCUACGC
Molecule: messenger RNA, 2406 nt
Organism: Exophiala viscosa
Lineage: Eukaryota; Fungi; Ascomycota; Eurotiomycetes; Chaetothyriales; Herpotrichiellaceae
Exons: 2
Coding region: 202-2325 (707 amino acids)
Source: RefSeq, a predicted model, not a curated record